AGAUACUAGAAACUCCACAGAGACACAGCCCAGACCACCAGGUUCUGGUCCAUUAAAGGACCUCCAACAAGGGGCGCCGGAGCAGGGGCCUGGUAUACGCGGCACUUCAGAUGGAGUGACUCAGGGACUAUUGAAGCUGGUCCCUACACUGGACUGGUCUAUAAAGAGGACUGGCUGACCUCAAACUCACCUUAAAACGAUGCUCAAACAGAGGACUCAAGAGAGAUAGGAAACAGCACACGGGAAUCCUACUGUUGAACAUUCCCUGACAAGCAUCCCCCACAGCAUCGGGUCUGGAACUGUAACUCUGAAUCACACCAUGCCAAACUACAAACUCAUUUAUUUUAAUAUGAGGGGGAGAGCAGAAAUUAUUCGUUACAUAUUUGCAUAUUUGGACAUAAAAUAUGAAGACCACAGAAUAGAACAAGCUGAUUGGCCUGAAAUCAAGUCAACUCUUCCAUUUGGCAAAAUCCCCAUUUUGGAAGUUGAUGGACUUAAACUUCACCAGAGUCUAGCAAUAGCAAGAUACUUGACCAGGAACACAGAUUUGGCUGGAAAAACAGAACUUGAACAAUGUCAAGUGGAUGCAAUUGUGGACACACUGGAUGAUUUCAUGUCUCGUUUUCCUUGGGCAGAGAAAAGACAAGAUAUAAAAAAUCAGAUAUUUAAGGAGCUACUUACAUGUGAUGCACCUCCUCUUCUGCAAAAUUUGGACACAUACUUAGGGGAAAACAAGUGGUUUAUUGGUGACUCUGUAACUUGGGCAGACUUCUACUGGGAAAUUUGCAGCACCACACUUUUGGUCUUUAAACCUGAUUUGCUGGACAUCUACCCCAGGCUGGUGACAUUACGGAAGAAAGUCCAAAGCAUUCCUGCCAUCGCUGACUGGAUACUGCGAAGGCCCCAGACCAAGCUCUAGAUAAUACCAGCCACCUCCAACCUUUAUUCUUCUUUACAGCAUCACUCUCAUCAGAUAAGAAGCUACAUCAACAUGCUGCAUAAUGUGCAUACACUACCCCCUCAGCUCCGUUAACACUUUCAUUUCUGCCAUAUUCUGCUUAUUAAAAAAAAAAAGGAGGAAAGGGGAUUAGAAAAAAAAAAGACUUUUGUUUCCGGUAUCUUUUUUUCUCCAGAAGAGCUUCACAUUAUCUAUAGUUUACAAUACAGGCAGGCCAUGCUUUGCACUAGUUCUGACACACAUGAAUUUCAGUCACAGUGGUUUAGUUACAUAUUUUCCAAAAAAAGAAAUGGUUUGGAUUUCAGUUUCCAUGGUGUAUUAAUGAGUAAUUGCAUAAAGUAUAAAUUUUGCUGCUAGCGCUAGCGCUUCAGUCCACAAGUCACUAUGUAAAUAACAGACAGAUAUAUGACCAACCAAGCCACUUCUUUCACGGUCUAUUGGUGACUGGUCACUGCACAUCUGUCAUUUACGCACAGACAGCAAACUGUGUAGCUGCGCUGCCUGCUUGUUUCUCAGUGAUGACACCCACUUGACAUUUUAUAAAAAUGGAUAAUUGAAAAAGGGAACUCACCCACAGCAAAGGAAACCAUUAACAAAAUGAAAAGACAACCCUUAGGAGAAAAUACUUGCAAAUGAAGCGACAAAUAAGGGAUUAAAUCUCCAAAAUAUACAAAAAGCUCAUGCAACUCUGUCAAAAAACUAACAACUUAAUCAAAAAAAUGGGAAAAGAUCUAAAGAGACAUUUCUCCAAAGAAAACAUGAAAUGGCCAAAAAACACAUGAAAAGAUGCUCACCAUCACUAAUUAUCAGAGAAAUGCAAAUCAAAGCUGUUGCUUCAAUGAGGUAUCACCUCACAGUAGUCAAAAUGGCCUUCAUCAAAAAGUAAGUCUAUAAAUAAUAAAUACUGAAAAGGGUAUGGAGAAAAGAGAACCCUCUUACACUGUUGGUGGGGAUGUAAACUGUUACAAUCACUAUGGAGAACGGUAUUCAAGUUCCUUAAAAAACUAAAACUAGAACUAUCAUAUGAUCCAGCAAUCAUAUACACCUGGGCAUAUUUCCAGAGAAAACAAUAAUCUGAAAAGACACAUGCACCUGUUGUUCAUCACAGCACUAUUUACAAUAGCCAGGGCACUGAAGCAACCUAAAUGUCCAUCAACAGAGGAAGGGCUAAGAGGUGGAACAUAUAUAUAUAAGAGAAUACUAUUCAGCCAUAAACAGAAUGAAAUAAUGCCAUUUGCAGCAACAUGGAUGGACCUAGACAUUAUCACACUAUGUUAAGUAAGCCAGAAAAAUAUCAUGAUAUCACUUAUACGUGGGAUCUAAAAAAGAUACAAAUGAAUUCAUUUACAAAACAGAAACAGACUUACAGAUAUUGAAAACAAAUUUAUGGUUACCAAAAGUGACAGUGUGUGUAGGGGGGGAAUAAACUAGGAGUUUGGGAUGAGCAUACAUAUACUACUAUAUAUGACAGAUAACCAACAAGGACCCCUACUGUAUAGCACAGGGAACUCUAUUCAAUAUUGUAAUUACCUAUAUGACCAAAGAAUCUAAAAAAUAUAUGUAUGUAUAGCUGAAUCACUUAGAUGUACAGCUGAAACAACAUUGUAAAUCAAUUCUACUCCAAUAAAAUUAAAGUAUUAAAAAACAAAAGAAAAAGAGAACUCACCAACAAAGAUGAAAGUGCAGUAAAGAAAAGUGAUAAUGCUGGAGUGAAAUUCAAACUGAACAUAAAUGGAAAAACGCUCUUCAGACGCAGUCUGAAGAACUUGGUGAAGGCAAACUUACUGACAUAAAUGAGGAAAGUGGUUGUGACAAAGAUGAAGAUGUCCUGGAGGAAGUGAGACUGGUGAAAAAUCCUUCACAUUAAAAGAACAGAAGAUGAAAAGAAUGAGAAGCCAAGCCACAGAUAGGAAGAAAAUAUCCAUUAGUAGGUUAAUGGAUAAGAAAACUGUGGUAUACCCAACAAGAGAACAUUUUUCAUUGCUAAAAAGAAAUGAACUAUCUAGCCAUGAAAAGACAUGGAGAAAACUUAUAUGGAUUUUUAAAGCAGUAAGACUAUUCUGCAAGAUACUAUAAUAGGUUCAUUUGUCAAACCAUAGGCUGUACAUCAAGGGUGAACCUUAGUGUAAUCUAUGGACUUUUGGUGAUUAUGAUGUCUCAACGGAGGUUUGCUGAUUGUAACAAAUGUAUCAUUUUAGUGUAAGAUGUUCAAAGUGAGGGAAGUUGUGCUGUGUGGGGACAAGGGUACAUGGGAACCCUCUGUACUUCCUGCUUAAAAUUGGCUAUGAACCUAAAUCCUCUCUACUAAACUCAAUGUAAAAAGAAAAAACAACGGGGGUAGGAGGAAUUAUUUCGUAACACUGAAAGAGCAAUGAAAUGCUGGAAGCUGACUGAAAUCAA
This is a messenger RNA of Dama dama (fallow deer), 3358 nucleotides long. It is a transcript of the gene HPGDS, whose product is annotated as hematopoietic prostaglandin D synthase. Lineage: Eukaryota; Metazoa; Chordata; Mammalia; Artiodactyla; Cervidae. Gene Ontology annotation, molecular function: glutathione transferase activity. The transcript has 8 exons. Gene Ontology annotation, biological process: glutathione metabolic process. The coding region runs from base 320 to 919 and encodes 199 amino acids. The record is from RefSeq and is a predicted model, not a curated record.